This is a messenger RNA of Phanerochaete carnosa HHB-10118-sp, 420 nucleotides long. RefSeq lists its product as uncharacterized. The record is from RefSeq and is a predicted model, not a curated record. The transcript has 3 exons. Lineage: Eukaryota; Fungi; Basidiomycota; Agaricomycetes; Polyporales; Phanerochaetaceae. Gene Ontology annotation, molecular function: oxidoreductase activity, acting on CH-OH group of donors; flavin adenine dinucleotide binding. Bases 1 to 420 code for a protein of 139 amino acids.
AUGGUUUCGGUGCAGCACAUCACGUCAAGCAACCCAAUGGUUGAUCCCGAGUAUGACCCACGCUACUUUGAGCAUGAAUCUGACCUCAACGUGCUCAUGGAGACCGCCAAGUUCACAUGCAAUCUGGUGCAGCAUGCGCCGUUGAAGGACAUGAUCGCGAGGGAGAUCACGCCGAAGUUGGGUGUGCAAACCGAUGAGCAGUUCACAGAGUACGUGAAGCAAACUUUUGGGAUGACAUGGUACACGUGCAGCACCUGCUUGAUGACACUGCACGACAAGGGCGGCGUCAUCGACCACGAGCUCAGGGUGCAUGGCACAAACAAUCUCAGGGUUGUCGACCUGUCAAUUGUCCCACUGCACAUUGCUGCACACACACAGUGUAUGUAUACCAGGCUGUCUGUUGCGAGCGUGCGUGGCUGA